CAGCGGCGAGGGCCGUGCGCCCGGCCCGCGGUGCCGCCCCGCCCCCGCGCCGCCGCCGCCGCGCGCCUGGCACUCGGGGAGCCGCAGCCCGCUCGCCCCCGGAGCACGCGAGGGCGCCCGCCGCAGUCCCCGCGCUGACCCGCCGCCAUGGCCCGCGGAAAAGCCAAGGAGGAGGGCAGCUGGAAGAAAUUCAUCUGGAACUCGGAGAAGAAGGAGUUCCUGGGCAGGACCGGCGGCAGCUGGUUUAAGAUCCUCCUGUUCUACGUCAUAUUUUACGGCUGCCUGGCUGGCAUCUUCAUUGGAACCAUCCAAGUGAUGCUGCUCACCAUCAGCGAGUUCAAGCCCACAUACCAGGACCGAGUGGCCCCGCCAGGAUUAACACAGGUUCCUCAGAUCCAAAAGACUGAAAUUGCCUUUCGUCCUAAUGACCCCAAGAGUUAUGAGGCAUAUGUGCUGAACAUAGUUAGAUUCCUGGAGAAGUACAAAGAUUCGGCCCAGAAGGAUGAAAUGAUUUUUGAAGAUUGUGGCAGUGUGCCCAGUGAAAUCAAAGAGCGAGGAGAGUUCAACAAUGAGCGGGGAGAGCGCAAAGUGUGCAGGUUCAAGCUCGAGUGGCUGGGCAACUGCUCCGGGGCCGGCGACGAGACCUUCGGCUACAAAGAGGGCAAGCCGUGCAUCAUCAUAAAGCUCAACCGGGUCCUGGGCUUCAGACCCAAGCCUCCCAAGAAUGAGUCCUUGGAGACUUACCCAGUGAUGAAGUACAGCCCCUUUGUCCUGCCUGUCCAGUGCACAGGCAAGCGAGAUGAAGAUAAGGAAAAAAUUGGGAGCGUGGAGUACUUUGGCCUGGGCGGCUACCCCGGCUUCCCGCUGCAGUAUUACCCCUACUACGGCAAGCUCCUGCAGCCCAGGUACCUGCAGCCCCUGCUGGCCGUCCAGUUCACCAACCUCACCAUGGACACCGAGGUUCGUAUCGAGUGCAAGGCACACGGCGAGAACAUCGGGUACAGUGAGAAAGACCGAUUCCAGGGACGCUUUGAUGUGAAAAUUGAAGUUAAGAGCUGAUCGCAAGCACAAAUCUUCCCUACUAGCCAUUUAAAAAGUUAAAAAAAGAUAACAAAAACAAAAACCUACUAGUCUUGAAUAAACUGUCAUACGUAUGGGACCUACACUUAAUCUAUAUGCUUUACACUAGCUUUCUGCAUUUAAUAGGUUAGGAUGUAAAUUUAAAGUGUAGCAAUAGCAACAAAAUAUUUAUUCUACUGUAAAUGACAAAAGAAAAAUAAAAACCGAGCCUUGGGACGUGCCCAUUUUACUGUAAAUUAUGAUUCCAUGACUGCCUUGUAGUAAGCAGUGUUUUUGGCCCCGAAGUAUUGCCGCCCUGUGUGUUCCCUGUAGUGUACAGUACUAUAGGCGCGCGCUCUGCUCAUUUCUCAAGCCAUGUUUUAUCGUUGUUUUCUACUUUACGUGAGCGAGGUUUGCUGUCUGAGGUGUAAAUAUUCAAUGAGAAUAAAACUGGCAUGGUACUUUCUUGUUUUGGUUUGGCGCUUUCCAAGAUAAUAGCCCAUCCAUGAGCAUUUUUAACACACUCCGUAGUGUCUCCCUGUGGUGUUAGGUCUUCACUGUAUUUUCUUUUCCCGGGGCUGGGGGUGGGGUGGGCUGUCACGGGGAAACUGCCCUUUGAACUUUAAGCGACACUGCAGAAGAACAGGGAAGGGUGACGGGGUGUGUUGUGCUUGUCCUGGACGCUGUCCGACAUCCCUCCGUCCUCCAGCGCGCGCGGCGGCGGCCGAGAGCUGGAUCGCCGCCCGGGCCUGUGCAGGGCCAGUCCCUUUGCUUUGUACACUUCCUUUUCUCUUCCUUUCUCCGGAGGCAUCACGUGCUGGUGCUGUGUCUUUAUGAAUGUUUUAACCAUUUUCAUGGUGGAAGAAUUUUAUAUUUAUGCAGUUGUACAAUUUUAUUUUUUUCUGCAAGAAAAAGUGUAAUGUAUGAAAUAAACCAAAGUCACUUGUUUGAAAAUAAAUCUUUAUUUUGGACUUUAUGAAAAGCAAUGCAGUGCCCCACAGACUGAUGUUAGAUGUUGUCUACAGCGGGAAUCCGUGUUCUAACAUGUAAUAAUGCCAGGAGGACCGCGCUCUUAUUGAUCUUGUACUCGGUCAGGUUAAAACAAUGGACAAUAAAAGGAUGAACACAG
Messenger RNA from Manis pentadactyla (Chinese pangolin), 2188 nucleotides. It is a transcript of the gene ATP1B1, whose product is annotated as ATPase Na+/K+ transporting subunit beta 1. Gene Ontology annotation, molecular function: ATPase activator activity. NCBI's taxonomy places the organism in Eukaryota, Metazoa, Chordata, Mammalia, Pholidota, Manidae. Gene Ontology annotation, biological process: intracellular sodium ion homeostasis; potassium ion import across plasma membrane; sodium ion export across plasma membrane. Gene Ontology annotation, cellular component: sodium:potassium-exchanging ATPase complex. The record is from RefSeq and is a predicted model, not a curated record. The transcript is spliced from 6 exons. The coding region runs from base 148 to 1059 and encodes 303 amino acids.